UAGCAGAAGGAUUGAAAGACACAAAAAUGAUCUAUAAAAUGUGGGCCUGCUUGGUGCUCGCUUUCACACUCGCUGCUGGAACGUCAGAAAGCAGCAACGACACGGCGGCGGAAGAAAGGCUGGUCAUCGCCCGAGGUAAACUGAUGGCUCCCAGUGUGGUUGGAUGAGGCAUAAAGAAAAUGCCUGAGCUCCAUCACUUCCUCAUGGAGCGUUGGGCUCUGUAUCAUAACUUAGAGUAUGACUCAUCAGAAGAGAAGAACCCCCGUCUGAUAUUUUACAACGAAAAGGAUGAGGUUGUAAAGACCGUCCCUGUGAAGAACAUGAAGGCGGACGAGAUCAGCAGCCUGCUGGAGUCUCUGGGUUUCUAUAAGAGGUCCAAGAAAGGGGAAGAAGUGCCAGAGGAGUUCCAGAACUUCCCCCUGCACGCCCCAAGGGACGAGUUGUGAUGACCCCUUGUGGCCAGACUCUGUACUUGCAACCCAGCCGCAAUAAUGACGAGUGGGGCUUCAAGGCCAGACUGUUAAAGCCAGGCCCCAGUCUGAGGACCACGCUGGUUGGGUGCGGUGCAGAGGGUGUUAGGCAUACUUGAGGCAUACUGUUUGUUCACACUCUUAAAUAAAA
Fundulus heteroclitus (mummichog) is the source of this 621-nucleotide messenger RNA. Its product is annotated as selenoprotein M-like. The record is from RefSeq and is a predicted model, not a curated record. NCBI's taxonomy places the organism in Eukaryota, Metazoa, Chordata, Actinopteri, Cyprinodontiformes, Fundulidae. The transcript has 4 exons.